This is a messenger RNA of Aplosporella prunicola CBS 121167, 2443 nucleotides long. RefSeq lists its product as uncharacterized. The record is from RefSeq and is a predicted model, not a curated record. Gene Ontology annotation, cellular component: fungal-type vacuole; plasma membrane. Gene Ontology annotation, biological process: oligopeptide transport; transmembrane transport. The coding region runs from base 482 to 2218 and encodes 578 amino acids. Gene Ontology annotation, molecular function: tripeptide transmembrane transporter activity; dipeptide transmembrane transporter activity. The transcript has 6 exons. NCBI's taxonomy places the organism in Eukaryota, Fungi, Ascomycota, Dothideomycetes, Botryosphaeriales, Aplosporellaceae.
CUUCUUAUCAGGACUCCCAUCCCAGCGGUCAUGCCGCCACCUAUCCCAAGAUGGGUAGCAUCUGCGAUGCGGUUGUCAAUUAGCCUAAGGAUCAAGCUCGUAUCGGGGACAUCCGCUGUGGAUCCCUGACUUGCAGCUACACCGCGCCGUUGUCACCUUCCCGAUGGGGUAUCUGAUAAUGCCGAUCGUUGUUUGUAUCACGCUGGCGAGGAAACCUCGCGUGAGAGCACAAAGGAACUAGCAUUUUUUUCGCCGCCACAGCCCUAUGGCCCAAACAGCAUUCCACCAAAUGUCUCGGCUCCGGCCUAUCAGCUACCAAUGAUUAGCAUGCUAUCUACAUUUACCGAGCUCGCCACGGUAGGACAGUCAUUGGUCCUUGGCAUUAUGUGUAGUUUAAAGAAGCAUUGCUCGCCACGACGCCGAGCCCGCCGUGCGCGCUUCUGCCAUCUUGCUUCAGCUCACGCCAACUCAUUGAUUCGCCAUGGCUUCCCCCGAACACGGAGUGGUCGAAGCCACUCAGCUCCACCAAGAGCUUAUACUCGAUGCCGAGAAGCCAGAGAAGGACAUAGUUGGAGGUCAACUGCGCCCGAGCAUCACAUCUACACGUGAUGUUACGGCUGGUGAGCUCGAGAAAACGGCUUCAUCCACUGCAGAUGGAGAAGAGCCUACCGAAGAGGAGAAACGCCAGCUACGACACAUUGGCGAGAACUUGCCCAUUUCAGCUUUCCUCGUGGCAUUCGUCGAGCUGUGCGAGCGCUUCACCUACUAUGGUGUCCAAGGAUUGUUCCAAAACUACAUUCAACGCCCGUUUAAUGGCACAGAAGGACGCGGUGCUCUGGGUAUGGGACAUCAAGGCGCCACAGGUCUGAGCACAUUUUUUCAGUUUUGGUGCUAUGUCACGCCAAUUCUCGGUGCCAUCGUGGCUGAUCAAUACCUCGGAAAAUACCUCACCAUUGUGGUCUUCUGCUGUAUUUACAUUGUAGGAUUGCUCAUCCUUUUGCUCACGAGUUUGCCCGUUGCUUUGGGUAACGGCGCAGGCCUUGGAGGUUUUAUUGUCGCUAUCAUCAUCAUUGGUAUUGGAACAGGUGGAAUCAAGUCCAAUGUCGCCCCCUUGAUUGCGGAUCAAUACAAGCGGCGUCAGAUGGCUAUAUCGACUUUGCCCACGGGUGAACGUAUCAUCAUUGACCCUAGUAUUACGAUUCAACGGAUUUACAUGAUUUUCUAUCUUUGCAUCAACAUCGGCAGUCUGGCUUUGCUGGCCACCCCAUACAUGGAGAGGGACGUCGGAUUCUGGAGCGCAUACCUUUUGGCAUUGCUCGUUUUCUGUUGUGGACUGGUUGUCCUGAUCUUGGGGCGCAAGAAAUACGUCGUGCGGCCCCCUCAAGGAUCAAUCAUCACGGAUGCAUUCAGGUGCUUGUGGAUCAUGAUCCGCCACCGAAACAUGGAUGCUCCGAAGCCCUCGUUCCAGGAACGCAUCGGAAACACCUCUAUUCCAAAGUGGGACGACAAAUUUGUGGAUGAACUGAAGAGAGCGCUCGUGGCCUGCCAAGUUUUUGCCAUCUAUCCUAUUUACUGGGUUUGCUACGGCCAAUUUUCCAACAACUUCGUCACUCAGGCCGGCCAAAUGCAGGGACACGGCAUUCCGAACGAUCUGAUGCAGAACUUCGACCCUAUUGCCGUCAUCGUCUUCAUUCCCGUCCUCGACCGCCUCGUCUACCCGUUAAUGCGCAAAGCAAACAUUAACUUUCCUCCGGUCAACCGCAUUGUCCUCGGUUUCUGGGUCGCCGCGCUGGGCAUGGCUUAUGCGGCUAUUUGCCAACACCUCAUUUACGCCGCUGGUCCUUGCUACGAGGCGCCAUUGUGUGAAGCUUCGAGAGACGCGAAGGGCAUGCUCCAAGGAAAUUACGUCCACGUCGCUGUCCAGACACCGGCAUACAUGCUUAUCGGCAUAUCAGAGAUCUUCGCAAGUGUCACUGGCCUCGAGUACGCAUACACCAAAGCACCGCCGAGCAUGAAGAGUUUCGUCCAGAGCAUGUUUUUGCUCACCAACGCUUUCGGAUCUGCCAUCAGCGAGGCCCUAGUCUCGGUGUCCAUCGACCCGAAGAUUUUGUGGAUGUUUGUCGGUUUGUCGGUCGCUUCUUUCAUUGCCGGAAUUGUGAUCUGGGUUAUCUUCCAUCACCUCAAUGACGCCGAGGAGGAGAUGAACAAACUUGGUUAGCGUCGGAUGACGCGAGUAGGGAAUUGCUGAGCGGAAAUAGCUCAUCACGCUUAAAGAUUUAUUGUAUAAUGAAACACGAUUUGUUCAUGUUCAGUUGCAUCUGCUGGUCACGUUACCCGGCUUGUCUGUAUUUCGGGCCGGCGAUUCCCCCGUUAUCUCUCCCGUCUCCAGACAUUCGUAACAUUCUGCGCAGCGCCAACUCAACAAACAUGUCGAUACUUCUCC